Molecule: messenger RNA, 1226 nt
Organism: Paramecium tetraurelia
Lineage: Eukaryota; Ciliophora; Oligohymenophorea; Peniculida; Parameciidae
Exons: 4
Source: RefSeq, a predicted model, not a curated record
AUUUUAUAAUAAUUCUUGAAUUAUUAGUAAUAUUCUUAAUAUAAUAAUAAAGAACAUUGAUUAAAGCAAUGAGCAAACCCCCCUAAGCCUAAAAUGACAGUCAAUCAGAUAAUGGUAGUGUGAAUAAAAUAAGCGAUAAAUAGAAGAUAAAUACCUUGAAAAAAGCUGUUAUUGAACUAAGAGAAGAAAAAGCUUAAUUAUUGAAGACCAUUUCAGAAUUAACCUAAAAGAAUACUAAUUUAACUUAGGAAAAGGCAGAUUUGGAUGAAAAGUACAAUUCUGUGAUUAGAGAUUUGCAAUAGUAGAUUUAAACUCUCAGCAAUGGCUAGGAAAAAUAGAGAAAUACAAUUACAAGCUCCUUAGGAUCACCAAGGUCUCUUAUUUAAAAUGAUCCAUUAAAUAAUAAUAGCAACUUAACCAAAUAAAUAAAGCAACUUUAACAAGAAUUGAAAUAGAAGACAGAUGAUCAUGAAGCCCAGCUCUCUAUUCUAUAGACCGGUUAUAAAGAAUUAGAGAGAGAUUAGAAAUACAAGGAUCAUUAGAUUGAUAAACUUACUAAAGAAAUUGAAGAUAAAAAUACUACAAUUUAGCAAUUAAGAAAGAAUAUCGAAGAUAUCGAAAAGGAUUUAUAUAAUAGGAUUAAAGAUUUAUCUGGAGAAAAAUUGCAAUUGUAAUUAAAAUUAAAAACAAUUGAAAAGGAAAUCCAAUAAAAAGAUGAAGAAACAAAAGUAAUCCAAAAAGCAUUGGAUGAUUCUAGAUUUAAAAUAGCCCAAUUAUUAAGUGAAUUAGAAGAAACAAGAGGAAAAUACUUGCAACAUAAACUCACACUUAACAAUUAAUUCUUAGAUAUUGAAUGUCUAUUAAUUUUGAGACAGAAUUUGUUCUAAGAAUACAUUUUUGAACUUGAAACUUCUGCAUAGAGAUUUGUUUAUAAAGCUAGUGAUAUUACAGACCUGAAAAUUAAGGAUGAAUAAUCGUUUUAUUUAACUAUUAAAUCAAGAAAUAGAGACGAAGUGUUUAAGUUGUCACCUGGAUAAGAUAUCAAGAAGAUUUGUAAAUAAAUAAAGACAUUUUUGUAAAGAGCAUAAUAGAGCCAUGCACUUCAGUAAUCAAGCUAAAUAUAGAGUCCUAAGAAUAAUGGUCUACUUGGAGGACUUAUAUCGAUAUUUGGAAGCAAUUCUUCAAAGAAUGGAAGCAAUACCAAUAGUGAAUCCAAAUAGAAAUGA